GUGCAAAUUGUCUCCACUAGUUUUGUUUCGCAGUCCAGUGUGCGUGCGCUCUCGUGCGCGCGUGCACAGUCCUAAAAUCACCGUCCGGACUUGCAGGCCAAUAGUUCACCGGUGUGUGGCUUAACUCUCACACUGUUGCUUCGGUCAUGCACACUGGCUCGGGCGAGGUUUUGUUGUGUAAACCGAGCAGGAAAGGAUCUUAGAGGGAGGGCGUCGCUGCCCGCCGCUGAACUGCUGCUUCGCUCAUGGAUGUCAACGAAGCCGCAAAAGAGACUGCUGGAUAAAGUUUAGCGCUUGUGUGAAAGUCGGACUUAAUGCUGCGUUAAGGACCCAAACGAUAAUGUCAUCUUUACCAACGACUGGGAAGUGUUGAUACAAGCGAGGGGAGGCAAUCAUGAUGGUCUUCGGAGGUAAUAGCUGACAUUGUGGAAUGAGAGAUGAUGGAGCAACUAGACAAUCCUGCCCCUGAGAGUAACAACCCUAAUGGGUUUGUGAACCGUGUGUUUAAUGUUUCUCUGGAUGUUGAGAAUGAAAUCAGCAGUGUUUGUAUUAAAGAGACUGGGUCAGGGCCAGAAGAGAUGCAGAGUGAGGCCCAGGCCUCAUCUCUUCAGACCGCUGUCAAGGACAGACAGGAGGUCAAUCGGAGACCCCGUGCCACUGGAGGCAUCUGGAAGAUCUUGAACCGAAAACGAGGUGUCUCAGAGCUGGAGCCGAGACCCCACUCCAUGAUCCUACUCGGGGAAGCUUCCAUCCCUAGACCCUCAUUUGCUGAUAAAGUCCGCUCCUUUAAAAAACUCAAAUCCCCUUCGGUGUUCAGAGGAAAGGCUGGGAAAUUGUCUAGUGCCAAGCUUAGCAGCUCAUUGGUGGAUGAGGACUCUUUCUGCAGAGACAUUGGCACUCCGCAGCAAUCCAGCAGGGGCGCACUUAGACAUCGUGGCAAGAGGCAUUCAUACGCUGGCUACACAGCAGAGUUUGACUGUUCUUUCGAAGACAUCGACCUCUCUGCUCCGACGGAAGAUCUUCAUUGUACGGCGGUGCCAGAAACUACACUUCAGAACGGUUGUAAACCAUCCGAACGGGUUUCCUACUCAAAAAGAAACCACAUCAAUUCAACAAACUGUCACAAAGCUGCAAGCUAUGAGGAGCCUUGUGUUAAAGCUAGCAAAAGUACCACCCAAGGUGCAGGGAGGCGACACAAGGAUGUCUGGAAUUACCUGAGGAGGAUCUCUCUUUUGGGAAAGACAAAUCCUGUCUAUUCAGAGAGGAGCUUUGAUUCUGAGCUUCCCACUCUUGACAAGACGAUUGACUCUGACUAUGGUUCUGUAGACACUGAGAAUGUCAAAGACUUCCAAGCACUGCCUCCCAAAAAUCCAGACAUGAAGGGACAUUUUGGUGGACUGUUUAAAUUUUUCAAUAAUGUAGCAGAAACAGCCAGAAAGUGGCGGACGACAUCCCAUUCUUUCUCCCCUCCUGAGGAAGCCAAGACACCAAUUAGCUUGACUCAGGUUCCUCAGUGCACAGUACACAAAGUUCAUAGCGUGUCCCUAGCUCUCCACGACGAAGGACUUCCGCAGUGUCGGAAUUCUGCAUCCUCACCAUUGACCACUAAAUCCUCAGAAUCCAGUAACUGUGACCGUGAGGUCCCAGAACCCGUGACAGGUGGGGGGUCUGCUAAAGUUGUCUUCAAAGCUUUUCGGACAUCAGCUUCUGGAAGUGUGAAUGGCCUUCAAGGCUCGAAGAGUACAGGCAAUCAUAUAGACACGGCAACAAACCACAGGCCCACCAUUGGAGAGAAUCAUAUUCCUCACUCGGUUACAAGCACGGAGACUCAUGCUGAGCAUGAAAUGAAUCCAUUAAAUUGUCUGCACCUAGGAGAAACUGUACAAGAAGACAAAGGAAAUGAUGAGGAUUCCAAGGAUGCUCCACCUGACUCGCAGCAGAUACAGGAAGUGAAGAUUCAAUUACAAACAGUUGGUAAAGAGACCGUGGCCAAUAGCAUACCAUCAUCAGAUUCCACAGAGGAGACUUUUAAGCUGUGUGAGCAGAUUGCAAGCCAGACAGGCUGCAGUGUAAGACUGCCAGGCCCAGCCUUGCUCCACUCUAACACAGAGAAGACCUCUGUACCUCAGAAGCCGCCGCACCCUCGUCCUCGCCCGGCUUCAGCUGUAUUGGAUCUGUGGAGACCUAACCCAGACCGAGAUCUCUGCAACUAUUAUAGUGAGUUUGGCUCACUAUGCCGACGGAGGCAGCAACCUAAUCCCACCAUGCGACACUCACUGGGCCUUAGAAGGAUGCCCGCUUGUCCCAGGCCCUGCUCUGUCAUUGAAGCCACUGCUACUAGCACGAUGCAGUCCACGGAGUUGCGCAACAGAGCCUUGUCUCGCCCCCCGGGGGUGUCUCCGUUAGAACCGCCCCUGAAGGCUUCUCUGCAACGGUGCCGCUCCCUACCUCUGCCCGCCAGUACUUUAACUACCUUGGCUCUUCUCCUGCCUCACUCAGAUGUGGGUCCAUCAACAUCAUCAUCCGUUCGUUUGCGGUCUGAAGGCAGCAGCCGCAGGAGGAAGAGGCUGCUACGACCUGGGUCAGAACCACUGCGGGUCAACAUUUUGAUAAGUGGAGGGUCAAUCGUCAACGCUGAGGCGGUAUGGGACCAUGUGACCAUGGCGGACCGGGAGUUGGCAUUUAAGGCCGGUGACGUCAUAAAGGUGCUGGAUGCCUCCAACAAGGACUGGUGGUGGGGCCAGAUUGAUGAGGAGGAGGGAUGGUUCCCUGCCAGCUUUGUGCGGGUGGAACCCCACCCUCCUCAGCCCCAAACAAAACAGGUUUUCUAUAUCAACCCCAUAGCAACUCCACGGUUCCAAAACACCACGUCAAAGUUGUGGGUGAAUCAAGAAGAUGGAGGAGGGGAACCAGCCGAAGGCACGAGCGAGGUUCAAAAUGGUCACCUGGACUCAGCCAACGAUUGUUUGUGUCUGGGCUCGCCUCUCCAGAACCGUGACCAAAUGAGAGCUAACGUCAUCAACGAGAUCAUGAGCACGGAGAGACACUACAUCAAACACCUCAAGGACAUUUGUGAGGGUUACCUCCGCCAGUGCAGGAAACGGGUGGACAUGUUUAAUGAUGACCAACUGAAGGUCAUCUUCGGCAACAUUGAAGACAUCUACCGUUUCCAGAUGGGAUUUGUUAGAGACUUGGAGAAACAAUAUAACACAGAGGAACCCCACCUGUCUGAAAUUGGACCAUGCUUUUUAGAGCAUCAAGAUGGUUUCUGGAUAUAUUCAGAAUACUGCAAUAACCACUUGGAUGCUUGCAUGGAGCUGAGCAAGUUGAUGAGGGAUGGCAGGUACCAGCACUUUUUUGAGGCCUGUCGACUCCUCCAGCAAAUGAUUGACAUUGCCAUAGAUGGCUUCUUGCUCACCCCUGUUCAGAAGAUCUGCAAAUAUCCCCUCCAGUUGGCCGAACUUCUCAAAUACACGGCACAAGAGCACAGCGACUAUCGAUAUGUGGCAGCAGCUUUGGCGGUAAUGCGAAACGUCACCCAGCAGAUCAAUGAGAGGAAGAGGAGACUGGAAAACAUUGACAAAAUUGCCCAGUGGCAAGCGUCUGUUUUAGACUGGGAGGGGGAUGAUAUCUUGGACAGAAGCUCUGAGCUCAUCUACACUGGGGAGCUGUCAUGGAUCUAUCAGCCAUAUGGGCGCAGCCAGCAGCGAGUCUUCUUCCUCUUUGAUCACCAGCUGGUUCUCUGUAAGAAGGAUCUGAUACGACGGGACAUUCUGUACUAUAAGGGUCGUAUCGACAUGGAUCGCUACGAGGUGCGGGACGCCAUUGACGGGAGAGAUGAUGACUUCAACGUAAGUGUGAAGAACGCCUUCAAAUUGUGCAACAAAGACUGCGACGAGAUCCACAUCUUCCUGGCCAAGAAGCCGGAGGAGAAGAUCCGCUGGCUCAGGGCUUUCCAUGAGGAGAGGAAGAUGGUGCAGGAGGAUGAGAAAAUCGGUUUUGAGAUCUCAGAGUACCAGAAACGGCAGGCGGCCAUGACAGUGAGAAAGGUGACCAAACAGAAAGGUGUAAACAGGUGCACGCCGCCCUCAUAUCCGCCCCCGCAGGAACCCCUCAGCGCGGGGCAGUAUGAGGUAACGGAGGACAUGGCACAAGGAGAGGUUUUUGAAUUCAGUCAAUCCAAAAGAGGCCAGGCUCCUUUCUGGCAAAAUUUUAGUAGAUUAGCUCCAUUUAAGAAAUAGAGACUCUUCUUGAAGGACCAGCUAUUUUUUUCCUUAGAAGCACUAAACACUGGAUGAUCGUGUCACACAAUGAAGAAAAUACAAAAACACACUGAUUUGAGACUUUCAAAGUUAAGGACCUAUGUUAAUAUUGGGUGUGGUUGAAAGCAGCAAGAGGAUUGAAGACUCACAGAAUAUGGCGGGGGGUAAUCAGACAUAACUUUUCAUACUUGUUGAAAACAUUCUUAGUUAUCAUGCUUCUCCAGCUGAGUCAACCGUCACUUGCACUCUCACUCAGAUUCUGCAACACUUACCUGUAUCCACACACGCGACUGAUUGUCCUGGGAAUCGUUUGUAGAGAUUGCUGUAUUACUGCUCUUUAGAUCCAUGGAUGACACAAACCAGGAAGCGCCAGGUCGUUGUAUGAUUGUGUCCUAAAUCUUGCUGUGCUGCUGCUAUGUGAGUUGCAUUCUCCGAGUAACGACAGGCCCGUGUCGAUCUCAAGAAGCUCGAUUCUUUUGGGCAUCACCUCUCCCAUCGCCAGUUGCAGACCAUUUAGGCGCAUUUGAAUCUGCUCUCUACUCACUCUGUAGUAGCCCUCUCGUCACGGCCUCUCUUUGUCAUCUCGCCGUCGUUAUCUCUUUGCUCACCUGCUCAGCCUAUAUGAGUCAGAGGAAGCUUUUCAAUCGGUCAGAAACCUGCCAGCGGCUGUCACAUGACGGCUCCGGGAACAAAUCAAUAGCGGGCACGUCAGAAUUAUAGUGUAUUACCAUUCUUUCACCAAGCAGUUUUGACAGGGUAUUCAUAUCCCAUCACGCAGAAGGUCAAGGGCUGUGGGUGGUGGGGAGCUUGCCGCUCAGAUGAACCUGCUGGGAGCACGAGAUAGGCAGGCUACGCUCCAGCCGCAUAGCACCAGAGCCCCUCCCCUCUUUCCCCAGAGACCACCCCUGUAGCACUGUGCUGGCAGCUCACGGACUGUUUGGAAAGAGCAAGGUCCACCUCUGGAAAUGCACUGACAGCAAGCAGUGAGGUUGAUCUUUAAAAGGUCUGUUUUUUCUGUCAGCUGAGAAUUUUUUGGCAAAAGAUUGAUUUGCACAAAUGGGUGUCGUAAAAUAAGGUAGACCUCUUACCGCCGCGAGUAGAUCGAACCGUCUGACGUUAACAAAGGAGGGGAAAAGAAGUGCAAUGCAAAUAUGGCAGCACAAAGAUGGCUAUAAGGAGGUGUAGCACAGAGGCGUUUUCUGAUUGCGAUUCAUCCAUCUCCACAGAUUAGAAUCUUGGCAUUUCCCUUCCAUGGUGUUGUUUAUCCAGAUCUGAUCCAUGUUCUGGCGCGGCGCUUCACACUGUUUACAGAAAGACUGCUGCCUGAUCAGAUGGAUUUGUUUAACCCACAAAGAACGAGAUGCUUCUUCAGCAGAGCGGUUCGAAAAGCAGAUCUUGAGAAUGCUUAUCUUGUCGCUAAACUUUGGAGUGUAAGCAAAACAUCUGGCCACGCUUUGUGAGCAUCUUUUGACUCCAUCUCACGUUGGAUUCAGUGAACAGCAUAUCUUCCCAUCCGAGCAAUGUGCCAUCACUACUCUGUUCCUCAAUAAGAAAGUGCGAUACAGCCAAGCCUUACAACUUACUUAAAUGUGUCUGUUGUAGGAUGUGUGUAAAGAAAGUUGCAACACAGACAAGUAGUGUCUCGCCCAGUUUGAUAGUUCUGGAAGAUAAUUCCCUUCACCAACAACAUAGGGUUCCUUGAGCAUGCUAACCUCAGGUCCAGUGCUGCGCCCACCCAACGACCCACCCACCCCACCUCGUCACCCCCGCAGAUGCAAACGCACACAGAGACACACAAUCAUGCGCACUUACUGGCCCGUUGUGCUGCGGAGAAGAGAGAUGCUAUCUAACAGUGCCUUCCAGCAUUCCACUAGUGAUUAUCUAUUCCGUUUCACAGGCAGAUUUGAAUUUGUCAUGUAUUAUCCCUUUGGUGUGGGACUUGCAACGGUCUCUUCCUUCCUCUCGCAUGAGAUCCACUCCAACAGAUCUCUUCCACACGAUUUGUUUUGUGCGCACAGCACGCUCAAAACACUUAUUUUGUUACUAUGUCACAUUUACAUAGCUGCAGUUAUCUUGCACAAAGAUAAGUUAUUCUGAUUUCAGAUACAGUAUAUAGAAAUGACAGUGUUAUUGUCGAACAAGAAUUUGUUUGGAAUAUAGUAUAUUAGAAAUCCUUAGUUUUGCUUAGUCGAGUUAGAGUAUACCAUUCGAAGAAUAUUAUAAGCAAUGAGUUAUGAAUUAAAUAAGAAAAAAAAGUCAUCUAUUUUAACUUUAUCAGCUACACACUGUAAAUACUGUAAAAAGGACAGAUCAUAUAUUUGGAUAUUGGUAUUUUGCGUUGGAGACGAAUGUUGUUCCAGUUCUAGCGUAUGGUAGAGCUCAGUACCAGGUAAAUGCAUGCUUGUGGCAUCCAAUACUUUGCAUGAGACUUAAAACAACUCUUUACGGUUUGUUUAGUUUCAUUUCGCCUCCGACGGGAUUUUUUUCCGCCGUGACGCAUUCAGUUGUGCACCCACUGCCAUCUCACCGGAGAGGGAUUUCUGGUCCCUAGCCACCGCUGUCUCCUGCUCGUGUUACGUUUCUGCUUGUAGCCUUUGUUCCUAUUCCAUGCCAGGAAGAAGAAAGGGACUUAUCCCCACGCAGAGUCAGAGUGAGCUCCUGAUCGAUCAAAUGAAAGGCAUUGGCAUUCUCUUUGCCAAAUAUGAGACGUUUUCUCUUUUUUAAUCCAAUCGACACUGGCGUAGCUCUCUUCGCUGGUUAUUUAUGGACACCAGUAACUGCUGAACAUCAGAUAUGAGGCAAAACGGGUAUAGUUUUUUUAUGAUAUCGAUAUAAGAGUUAGCACUGAUCAUAGGUGUGGUGUAUAGAUUUUUAGUCCAGCAGAAGAGCCGAACGCCCAAGAACUCUGUGGGGAUGUGCUAAAAAUAAUCCUAAUCCUGAAGACACACAAGGAGUACAGUACUUCAUUACAAUGCAUAUCACGCUCUGAAGUAUAACAACGUGACAGUAAAGAUUUUCUCACUUGUGUUGAUUUAAUUAGUAGCCAGUGUUAAAUGUUAUAAUUUGGGGGCUAAAUUGGUCAACAAUCUUAUAUGGUAAACAUUCUUAUCUUUAGUGCUGAUGAAGAUCGUUUUAAAUCCUGUUUGUUAUCCAGUCAUGAACUUAGACAGCCAAGUUAGCGAACAGGAGACUGCUUUCAGUCCAACCCCCCCCCCCCCCCCCCCUUUUUAUUCCAACAUGUAUACAAAGCACUCAUGUGGAGCACGGCGACAUUACCACGAGAGAUAUCCUUGGUUGCAUACGAACAGUCAGGGUACAACAGAGUCCAAUGAGCCAUAUUAGGUGUGGUUUUUAAUGACAGCAAUGUGAGCGGAAGACUGGCGUCCCACUUUUACAAACACACUUGUCAUUGUAUAAUACCAUCUAGCCCAAGGUCGAAGUUUUGCCUACCGCUGAAAAUUAUUAACUCACUACCCCAAAUCCUUGUCUCCAUAUGCAAACAUUUGUCAUUUAUGUUCUUGCUGGCAAUUUGAGUUUGAUUAUUUGAUGUAGAAAUGAAAAAUAAUGCCUAUUCAAUUCAGAAACUGUGAAUGGGAGAGUGGAGAUGUCAACUGUAUGUACAUUAUAUGUUUUGGUGUAUUCAGAAGCACUGGGAAUAUGUUGUACUUCGCUGUAAAAAAAAAAAAAAAGGAAUAAAAAUGAAUCCAUAUCUGA
Syngnathus typhle (broad-nosed pipefish) is the source of this 7976-nucleotide messenger RNA. Its product is annotated as rho guanine nucleotide exchange factor 9. Bases 438 to 4241 code for a protein of 1267 amino acids. The record is from RefSeq and is a predicted model, not a curated record. Gene Ontology annotation, molecular function: protein binding; guanyl-nucleotide exchange factor activity. The transcript is spliced from 15 exons. Lineage: Eukaryota; Metazoa; Chordata; Actinopteri; Syngnathiformes; Syngnathidae.